CUGCUCGGCCUCUCUCAGGCUCAUCCUCUCAUGGAGGAAAGAGGAGGAGGAGAGGGCCAGGUGGAGGAAGACCACACCGUCGAUAUCACCACCAGGAUUCUGACCGCAAACAAUGGCAGCAACGAGAUCCUGCUGGAAGGAGACAUCCUGCUUCCAAAAAGCAGAAAUGCCAUUAAAUGCCAGAGUUACCAGAGAUGCCUGUGGCAGAAAGACAACAACGGCCUGGUGACGGUUCCCUUCGCCAUCAGCAGUGAGUACAGCAGCGGGGAAAGGCAGCUGAUCAGAAAUGCCUUGCAGUCCUUCCACAGCCAGACCUGUGUCCGCUUUGUCGACCGUAAGAACCAGAACGACUACAUCAGCAUCGAGAGCCAGAACGGAUGCUUCUCUCCUCUGGGCAGACAGGGAGGGAAGCAGGUCCUGUCUCUCAACAGGCAGGGCUGCGUCUACUUUGGCGUCGUCCAGCACGAGGUCAACCACGCUCUGGGCUUCCAGCACGAGCAGACCAGGAGCGACCGCGACUACUACGUCAGGAUCAACUGGGAGAACAUCGACCCACAGAUGGCCUACAACUUCGACAAGCAGGACACCAACAACCUCAACACUCCCUACGACUACUCCUCCAUAAUGCACUAUGAAAGAACAGCCUUCUCCAUCAAUGGCAGGGAAACCAUCACCCCCAUCCCCAACCCCAACGUCCAGAUUGGCCAGAGGCAGGGCAUGUCCUACUGGGACAUCAGGAGGAUCAACCUGCUGUACGGCUGCUGAAAACACACGUUAGCUUGUCUGAUUAGAAGUUUUCAUUUGUUCCCAAAGGUUCUUCCACUUAUGUGUUCACAAGUGUUUUAUAGGGAGAUAAUGAGCUGUAAGGUCAAACACAUAAAGUGCAUUAAAAUGGUACGCUGGAUAUUAGUGAUUCAUUUCCUCGCCAAUACUUGUUUCAUUCUUUAUGAUUUGUCUUUUCUUACCUCAUCCUUUCUACUUUUUCUUCCACCAAUCCGUAUCUACAGUCAGGCUUGUGGAAAUGUCCUCCUCAAUGCAUCGCUAUUCAAAAAACUAUAUGAUGCAAAUACAGUGUGAUAAUAUGCACAGAGCUCUCGUGUUAAUUAUACAUGAAAAUAAUUCAUUUUAAUACUCCUUUACUUUUGUGAAGGUCAAAUCAAAGGU
Molecule: messenger RNA, 1164 nt
Organism: Haplochromis burtoni (Burton's mouthbrooder)
Lineage: Eukaryota; Metazoa; Chordata; Actinopteri; Cichliformes; Cichlidae
Product: high choriolytic enzyme 1-like
Exons: 1
Biological process (GO): proteolysis
Molecular function (GO): zinc ion binding; metalloendopeptidase activity
Source: RefSeq, a predicted model, not a curated record